AUGUCGGCCCGCAAACGGAAGACGUCCUCCAACUUCAAGGAACUUUACGAAUCAAUUAACGGCGUCCUGGCCAGGAUCAAACCUAAACUUAUCGAGAGCGCGCAGACCUCAUGCUAUUCGCCAUCUCUAUGCGAAGACCUGCACCAAAUAGCUGCUUUGGCGCAGGCCCUUACAAACCAGCGUUCGCGUGCAAAUAAGGACUGGAUCAGUCUCGCCGAUGUCCUCGAUAGAGAAGGGGUCUAUCUGUGGAAUCUAUCCGCCUCCAUCCGAGAAUGCUCAGACGACGACAAUCGUCCAGCAGUUUUCGCAGCACUGAGAUUAGCUGGCUUUCGGCUCAUUGAAGCAGGUUUAGAGCAGAAACCAGGAAUCGAGACUCUUAUACAUGUGCUCCAACUCGCUAGUAAAGCGGGUUCUAGCCUUUCAGAUGCGGGCAGCAGUGAUCUUGCAACCAGUGUUCUCGGAUCUGCGGCGAAGUACGAGGAGGCUCUGAGGAACGCACAGGAUCCGCAGCACGCCCAUGUUCAAGCGAGGGUGCGCGCAACGGUUAUGUACUACUGCAGCAGGAUGGAGGCAGCCUUCAAGGAGGGAAACGAGGGUGUAGCUAACUUCAUGUUGCACAAAGCUACCGAGAAUGUCGAAUAUCUUACUCUGCUGCUGUCACGCGAACGAGAACUCCUCGCAGCUAAGAUUCUGGCGAUAGGCAAGUCCUUACUGAAAGCUGGUUCACACGAUGUCAGCAACUCCGGGGAGGCAAGGAGGGCCAUUGACUCCGUCAAAUGGAUACAAAAGGCUUUCGCCAUCGUGGACCACUCGGAGUCGGAAAAUGCCGGCAGCAGUGAACUGAAACGAUCAAUUUUACGAAGUUUAGCUCGAGCGUAUUUUCUAUCCUCUUCAGACGAUCCAGAAAACCUGGUCCGAGCGGAAGCUUCCUUGCACGAGUUGAUAUCAUCUAUUGACGCAUCGGUUGAUCACACGAAAGCGGAGUUUCAACAAUUGCGGUGGAUGAGAAUAGCUGUCUUGCGAAAGCGCAAGGCGGCGCAGAAUGUCAUCAUUGAUGCAUUUCGGUCCAUCAUUGACCAUAUGGAUCUUUCCGACGUUUCCAUCUCAGAUAUUCUACAAGAACUGAGAACAUUUGGACAUGAUCAUGCUCUCGUCUCUACGAUACACCAUCAUUGUCUGCUCAAAAUUCUGGAAGUUGUAGAUGAAUCAACCCAACAAAAUGUUGAUCGGAUACUACUUCCCUUGAUCCUGCACUGCGCGAAGGACCAAACCCACGCUAAAGCCAUGGACGACGUUCGGGCAGCUUUGACAUGUCUGAGCGAUGCGAACUUUGAAAUCACGAAGAUUUCAGCUACUGCAUGCGUUACGUUGUUGUGGCAGUGCGGAGAUCGUCAUUAUCGUGCGAGGAACUGGGGAGAAGCUGCUGACUGGUUUUUAGCUGGAACACACCCUGUUUUCUCCAUUAUCUCUCCCACAAGCGACAGCAAAUGUUAUCGCAAAGCUGCGCUAUGUCAUAUUCAACAAAAGGAAUACGCCAAGGCCUCCGCUGUUAUUCGCCGAUGUGCUCAUACCGAAGCUGCAACCUGCUACGUUUUGCUAUUGGUUGCAGUCCAUCAAGGGCUCGAAGAUGAGGCGAUCGAUGCUAUCAGAUCUAUGGUGAUUGCCCCCGACUUCGACCGCAAAAUGUUGAUGUUAGCAACUCGACUCGCCAACGAAUCAGAGAUGAAGGCUCUACUCCUCUCAGCUCUCGAGGCCCUAUUGGAUGUGGUCAAGAUAAGACAAGGACCUGCGACCGAUGUCGAAGCUCUGACCUUGAUUCGUUGCAUCAUCAGACUGGUGCUCAAGUUACUCGCAGAGCCUGGUCCCAACCGAAUGACCCUGAUAGCCGUUCUUGUCAAACAUUUUCUGACUGCAACGACACUCGUGGCUCGUUUAGAUGCCAAGCAUAUAGCUCCGACCAUUCUGAAGGAUCUAUCUUGGCUUUGGCGUACGGCCUACAAUUGCGCCGUACAGGGCUGCACAGAGUGGGCUAACUCAGAGGAGAGCGUCUCACAGCUCUUCGACACAGCAAAUCAGCUUUUGAAGGUUUACCUCAAAUCGACGUUAACAGACGUUGAUCCUGAAGUUCACAUGUUCUUGCUGAAUGCCUCCUUUGCUGGAGUAAUGGGAAAAGUCUUCUCUAUCCGAGACGGUGGUUCAAAAGCUCAUUCUGAACAAAUGGAACGGAUGCAGAUUCUGUCGGACAACAUCACCGCGUGCAAGAAGGAAAUAAGCGAAGUAGUCAACAAUGUGAAGUCUCUGCAGAGUGAUGACUUCGUACGUAGCAGUCAAUUCCUUCGUAUGUUGUGGAUCUUCGAAACGGAGAUGCUCUGCCAUCUGGGAGAAUGGGACAAGCUACGGAACACUAUUGAGGAAGUUGUUAAAUCAGACACGGUUGCAUUGAAUACACUCGAAGCUAUUGCAGAUACUUUGUGGAUUGAAGAAAGUUGUCCCGUCGAAGUUCUUUUCAUGGCAUUGGAGGCCAUCCUUCAUGCUGCGCUGGACCACGACUUGCUGUCCGUCGAAAAGUUUUCUCGGUGGUUGCGGGCUACAUGCACGAUUCUUCUGUCGAAGAAUACCUCGGCCGACAGACUCAGGGCUAUUGGUUAUGUCGAGCAGGCCAUAACUGUUAUGGGCGAGCAUUCAGCGGAGACUGAGAAUCAGAUAUAUCCAAUGGAUGAACGGCACUGGCUGCUUGGGACGUCAUAUAACGCCGGUGUUGAGUGCUUACACUCCUCUCUCUUGGACGAAGCCAAACGCUGGUUUGAGGUCUCCACCACAAUAUGUCGGUUUGUACUUGGUGGUGCUAAGCGCGCCGAAAAGAUAUCCGAAACUUACUCCCGUCUGUUGACUCGAUGCGCAACUGAUUCUCGAACAUCCUGA
Sparassis crispa is the source of this 2922-nucleotide messenger RNA. RefSeq lists its product as hypothetical. The transcript has 32 exons. Gene Ontology annotation, biological process: regulation of synaptonemal complex assembly; meiotic cell cycle. The record is from RefSeq and is a predicted model, not a curated record. NCBI's taxonomy places the organism in Eukaryota, Fungi, Basidiomycota, Agaricomycetes, Polyporales, Sparassidaceae. Bases 1 to 2922 code for a protein of 973 amino acids.